This is a messenger RNA of Etheostoma cragini (Arkansas darter), 9249 nucleotides long. RefSeq names its product supervillin-like. The transcript has 40 exons. Bases 726 to 8462 code for a protein of 2578 amino acids. Gene Ontology annotation, cellular component: actin cytoskeleton; cytoplasm. NCBI's taxonomy places the organism in Eukaryota, Metazoa, Chordata, Actinopteri, Perciformes, Percidae. Gene Ontology annotation, biological process: cytoskeleton organization; actin polymerization or depolymerization; barbed-end actin filament capping. Gene Ontology annotation, molecular function: phosphatidylinositol-4,5-bisphosphate binding; actin filament binding. The record is from RefSeq and is a predicted model, not a curated record.
UGUUGUGUCACCUCUCACUGACCAUCUCAAUUAUCAGACCACGGUCUCAAACCCGGUUUACAAGAAGGGGCGUUUUAGGAACCACAGUUUUGACUUUUGAAAUACUUUGAAGAACCACUUAUUGUCUGUUCUAGAAGCCCUCCUGUGUAUUUUUUUUUCAGCUUCAUCCCUGUCUCUCUCUUUUACCCCUCUCCUGCCUACCCCACUCACUCUCGCUCUCCCUUCUCUUUUUUCUUUGCUCGGCUGUUCUUGGACUGAUUUAUUUGGCCCGGUGACUAGUGGGAAAGCACCAGCCUAUAUUUGUCGGCUGCUGGGGUUGUGCCUUCUUACUGGUGGAUGACUUUGGAUCCUCUGUUUGGGUUUACCUGCUCACACCUGCACCGCCUCUAGCAUCUGCUUUGAUCUGAAUAAGGAACUAGUGAGACCCUUUGUUGGGCAUAUCCAUGAAUCCUACUUUUGGGAUAUAUGGACUUCACCUGUGAAGCAUUUCUUUCAGUACCUUAUUAUUGGAGCUAAAACAUUAAUUUGGAUCUAAAGCUCGCAAGCUUUGCAGCUCAGCCUCAUUGCCAACAGAAGCCUUAAGUUUUCAGAGUGACUUCUACCUGGGUGAUAAGUCCACCUUGGUCAAGAGUGUCUCAGAUACAGAUGCCAAACUUCUGGCUGUCCUUCCUAAAGUUUCAGAGUUGAAGAAAUACUUUGAGGGAGCUGUCACAAAGGAUUCGGGAAUGAACAGGAAGGAGAGGAUAGCCCGCCGUCUGGAGGGAAUUGAAAGUGAUGCUCCACCUGCGCUGGUGCCCGGCGGUUUGGUAGCCAACAGAAUGCUGGAGGAGGAUGCACCGCGAUACACCCGCGCUUCAGAUCCUUUUGAGCCUUGUGUGAUGGUGAAACGCUACAGUCGAGAGGAGCUGGAGGCCCCCCAGAAGCAGCUGUCUUCUCUAGACAGGUUGGCCCAGGUCAAAGGUGGUGUUGGCAGUGGCCGUACAGAGCCCAUGGUGGUAUACGUUGACCCAGUAACACUAUCCACCUCCUCUACGCCCGCAUCCUGCCCCACAGACCCCACCAGCCUCAGCUCUAAGGCUGAGCGCAUCGCCCGCUACAAAGCGGAGCGCCGCCGCCAACUGUCAGAACGUUACGGCAUCCUCCUGGAUCAGGAGGCGGACAUUGAUUACACACCGCGCUACCGCUCCCGGCGCGACACAGAUGCCUCUGACCAACAGACAACUGCCAAGCGAGAAAGAGACAGGCAGGAAGCAGACGCUCAAAGCCGGGAGCCCAGGGUGCCAUAUCGCUUGGGAGUGGGCCGGGUUUACAUGAGGACUCACCCAGAGCCCGCCCCUGUUUCCACUUCCAGCCCCGCCCAGUCAAAUCAAUCCCCUCCCCCCACACAAGAGAGACUGAGGAGAUUUUCAGAGCGGGAAAGAGUGAUGAACAUGGAGAACUACCGGCGCUGCGGGGCUCACGAGCGCUCCAUCCCUUCUAGAAGCAGAACCCAGGAGCAUCAUCCAGCCCAGCCCCAACAGCAGCAGGACUCCACCCACCAGGAUCCAAGCCCCGCCUCCACCAGGGAUUACAGCAUUGCAGCAGUGCCCAGCUCGCCUCGCACCGCCCGUCGGGCCUCCCUGCCCUCCCCUCGCUACGGCAUCUCACCGGGGGAUUUAUUCAUAGAGCAGCAGGCCCAGAGUAUCCUCAACAGACAGGGAAUUCGAUUAAAGGAACGAUUGUCCAGGGAUGAAACUGUCCAGAGGCCCCCUGAUUGGAGUCCAGACAGGCAGCAGGAUAACAAACACCGUACUCAGGGGCACACUGCUCAGUAUACGCCAAAACGCUCAGAACCCACUCAGCAAAGGACUGUUCCUGUGCUUCAGCCCAGCCCAGGUCAAUAUCCUGCUCACUCUGGCUCUGCUGUUGACCCUCAGCCCUAUUUGGCCAUCCCUGCCCCAUCGGCUACUGCCAAACUUCCUGGACCUCCUGAGGUACAACCACAAAGAAGAGUGAGUGCCGACCAGAUCCAUGUCUCCCACAGGGAGGCAAGAUUGGAGGCCAGGCAGGCCCUGAAGGAAGAGCCCCACACAGAGGGCCUGCUCAAGAGCAGGAAAGCCGUGUUGCCCUCAGAGAUCCGCAAAAGGGAAAGGAGUGUGGAUGAUACUCACAGGGGCCGACAUGAAGACAUGGACUUGCAGAACUACAGCCCAGAAUGGAGGAGGAUGAGUCGAAGCGAGGAAGACUGGGAUACGGAGAGACCUAGGGACAGGGGGAGGGAGAGAAAUGUUGAAAGGAUUAGAGAAAGAGGGAGAGAGCCUGUCUCGAGCCACGACAGCCAAGAGGAGAGAGCAUUUAGAUCAAUGCAGCCUUCCAACAUCUCUGUACGCCAGCAGCCCAGGCAGCAACAAUCCUCAGACCCUGUGUGCCAUCAAGAGCCCCAAAUUCGGCAGCAAGAGCCACCAACGCAACAACAGUAUGAACCCAUAAAGAGACAACAUGGGGCUCAAGUACAACAGCAGUCUCAAAGACAGCAGGGGUAUGAGCUCCAAAGAAAAGAUCCUCCAAAUCAGCAUCAAGACUCCCGAAGAUAUCAGCAAGAGCCCCAACUACACAAAGUCUUUGAGCCUCAGAAGCAGCAGCCGGAUCCAUCAGGGAACCAGAGGUCUGACUCAGCCAUCUAUCUCCAGAAAGGCUCUUCUCUGCCUCAGGCCAAACACAGAAGCAUGGAGAUGAGCGGAGGGCCCAAACCCAAGAUACGAACCCGCUCCAUGUCAGAUAUAGGUAUAAGCCAGCAUUCUGCCAUGUAUCGUAUGGAGAGGGUAUCAGCCACCAGAGAGAUAUCGAGGGCCGUCCCUUCCUCAGGGAUGGCUAACGGGGACAUGGGCUCCCUGGACACCAGGGUGUCAGUAGCACAGCUGCGACACUCUUAUCUGGAGAAUGCCAACCGGAAACCUGAGUUGGAAAUUGCAAAAGUAGAUCUGACAGCAAUGGAGGUAGAUCCGGCUAGCAGCAGUGACCAUGGCAGGGGUGCUCGGAGGCCUCGGCGCUACAUCACUCCAGGAGACAGUCGCAUGUCGGAGAGGUUUAGGACCCAGCCCAUCACCUCUGCAGAGCGACUGGAGUCAGAUAGGUCUCGUUUAAGUCCAUCACAGCUACAGGAUCCUGAAGGUGAAGAAAAACUAGAUGACAGAGCCAAGAUGAGUGUGGCUGCCAAGAGGUCUCUUUUCAGGGAGCUGGAAAAGACAUGUGAUGGAAAUGUACCCAAACCGUGCUCUCGAAACGCUGCUGUUGAAAGGCGUCUGAAAAGAGUUCAGGAUCGCUCACACACACAACCCGUCACCAACAAGGAGGUGGUCAGUGCUUCGAGUGACCCUGCCACAUCAGCACAACCUCUGGACAUCCACACUAAUGCAGCUCACGUCCCGAGCACUACUGUAAUCAGCACCGGUGUGACCAGCAUCAGCAUCCAGGCUUACCCCCAGCCAGGCUCAGCUGUCCCGGGUGAGGAUCAGGAGAUCCAGGAGCAGCAGAAAGCCGCUACAGCUCCAAGUGCAGGGGUGAAGGGAGAUGGCCAGGAGCCUUUCUCUGAUGAGUCUGACCUGUCCGCCCUCACCCUGGCUGAGAAGAUGGCCCUCUUCAACCGGCUUGCUCAGCCUACAGGCCAGCCCGCUGAGGGGUCCCGAGGGGACACCCGGCAGCGCAGGGCCAACGCCCGAUUCCAGACUCAACCCAUCACCCAGGGAGAGGUGGAGCAGGAAGCUGAGCCGCCGCUAACCUCUGCUCUGUGUAACGGCGACUUACAGGCCAAUCAGGGAAAACAUCUGAAAAACGGAGGUGAGAUCAAACUAGAGCCCCUGUCAGCCUGCCUGAUCCGCUCUGUGGCAACUGUCACCUCCCAAUCCUCCGUCGCCACAGUAACAGUCCCACCAGGCAGCAGCGGUGGCUUCGGCGUCCGCGACGAUGACGCUCACCGUCCAGGAAAGUCCACCGCAGUCCCCUACAUCCCUGCCCAACAACAGGCUUUCAGCAGCACAAGCAACCACCAGGAGAGGGCGUUGAGGUAUUUCUCUAUGACCCAGAGCGGGGACCCAGGCCAGUCCGAGCCUGAGCUUGACUCCUCCCCUCUCCUCCCUGUAAGCCGGCCAAGAGCGGGGGCUCCUCUAACUCCCACAUCCUCCGCCAGUCACAGGCAGCAGGGGGAGUUAGUGGAGGAGGGAUGGAGAGAGCAUUCCGAGGAGGAGGAGGAGGUUAGGGGGAGACAGCAGGGAGGAGCCAGAGAAGAGAUCCUAGACAGCAACAUUGAGAGAAACCUGCACUCCCCUGUCAGGGACCGGGACGGCAGGCAGCAGCAGCAGCAGCAGCAUCCCCAGCCUCAUCCCUCUGCCGAACCCUUUCCGAGGAGAGGCCAAUCAGAGCCUCUUCCUGGCCGGAGAGCCGCAGACGGACAAUCCCAGGAGAGCAGGGAGAGAGCAGAGGGGGGAGGAAGAGGAAGACGGGGGUACCUCAGAGAGGCAGCUCACGUCUCCUCCACACAGGAGCAGGAGAGAAGCAGCAACGGGAGCCAGCCAGGCAUCUCAGACUUGCCAGAUCAUCCUGCUCCACUUAGGCCUCUGGUAGCUAAAGUGUCAUCCAGGACAGUGUCUCACGUUUCAAGCAGACAGCAGCAAACCAACACCCAGCCUCCUCAAACUCUUCCUAAACCCUUCACACAGCAGCCUCCUCCAACACCCCCCAAACCUUUGGCCGACAUCAAACCCAAGCCGCCCUCCCAGCCCUUACAAACGUACCCCAAACCUUUCAUUGAAUCCCCACAAACCCAGCCCCAACCUCAGGGAUUUGUGCAACCUCUCCCUAAACCUUACCAGCAGACAACCCCUCAAACCCAGGUGCCUCCGCAGACACCUCCCAAACCCCAGUCCCUCCCCCAGGCGCUGGUAAAGUCCCAGUCCUUGCCCCUGGACCACAGCGAGGACUUCAACAGGCAAAGUGUCCUAUCUGGAGAUCUGCUGUCCCCCAUAGACUCUGGAGAACCGCUGUCUGACGAAAUGUCCGCCAAACAGAUGUCCAUCAAGGAGAGAGUGGCACUUCUGAAGAAAAGUGGUGAGGAGGAUUGGAGGAACAGGAUCAACAAGAAACAGGAAGUGGUCCAGGUGGUAUCCACGGAGACGCAGGCUCAGCAAUGGGAGUCAGAGCAGACCUGCGACAACAAGGAGGAAGGGGUGGUCGUUCAAGACUACUCGGUUGUGUCUGUGUCUGAACAGCUGUGGGAACCUGUAUUCUCUUCCACCUUCUCUCCUACUAUCUCCCUUGGCCAAAAGUGUCAGUAUAUUGACCAUCAUAGUCAGAAAGUGGGAGAGGAGAGCGAGGCCCAGAUAUCCAUUGAGGAGAGAAAACAGAUGAUUUCUGUGCGUGAGGAGGCCUGGAAGACGAAGGGAAAAGGAGUGGCCAAUGACUCCACCCAGUACACUGUGGCUGCACGCAUGGUCAAGAAAGGCCUGGCAGCCUCCUCCUCAGUUAUUAGCCCCAUCCUGUCGCCGGUCUCCACCAAACUCAAGAGCAGCGUGCCUGCUGUCCACAAACCACUAGAGGAAAUUGAGGCCGGACCAGAAAUGGAAUCGGAUAAGAAACUUGACAAGUUGGAGAGCUUCUUGGGACGUCUGAACAGCAAAGUGGCAGGUCUGCAGGAAACCACUUUAACAGUUACAGAGAAGGCAGUGAAGGAAGUCAUGAAGCUGGACGAUGAAAUCUUCUCUAAGUUCUACAGACACGUUGCUGAAUUUCCACGCAUACCCACCAGGAUAGAGAUCAGUGAUGAUUUUGAUGCCAUCUUUGGUUCUCAGGGUCCCAAGUUGACUUCGACCAUGGUGCAGCAUAAGCGCUCGGUGCGUCCGUCCAGAAACGUCCAGGCGUCAAGAAACCCUGUGAAGAUGCUGGCAGCCAGAGAGGACAUCCGACACGAGUACACCGAGCAGAGGUUGAAUGUAGCUCAGCUGGAGAGCUCGAGGAUGAAGGCUGCAAAGAUAAAUAAAACCUCUGAGUACUCUGAGGCUGCUCUGGCAGGUCUGGCCAGUAAAGAAAACUUCAGCAGCGUGAGUCUGCGCAGCGUCAACAUCUCAGAGCAGAUGUCCAACAACAGCGCCGUGCCCUACAAGAACCUCAUGCUGAUGCAGGUCAAAGGUCGUCGUCACAUUCAGACCAGAUUAGUGGAGCCAAGAGCGUCCUCACUGAACAGCGGCGACUGUUUCCUGUUGGUCACUUCAGAGCACUGCAUCGUCUGGAUAGGAGAGUUCUCAAAUGUCAUUGAGAAGGCUAAGGCAAUAGAUCUGGCCACCUUCAUCCAGACAAAGAAGGACAUGGGCUGCAGGGCAAACCAGGUGCAGACCAUCGAGGAGGGGGUCAACCCACAAGGUCCAGAUACCCAGCAGUUCUGGACCAUCAUCGGAGGACAGACUGCUUAUCAACCGGCAGGUCCACCCGAGGAGGAUGAGCGGUUUGAGAAUGCCAUUGUUGAGACAAACUGUAUCUUCAGACUGCUGGAUGACAAACUGGUUCCUGAGGAUGACGAGUGGGGAAAGGUCCCUCGCUGCUCUCUGCUGGCGCCCAAGGAGGUGUUGGUGUUUGACUUUGGCAGUGAGGUGUAUGUGUGGCACGGUAAGGAGGUGACCCUGGCCCAGAGGAAAGUAGCCUUCCAGCUUGCCAAACACCUUUGGAACGGGACGUUUGACUACACCUGCUGUGACAUCAACCCACUGGACCCUGGAAGUUGCAACACACUCAUACCCAGGAAGGGCCAGGGCCGUCCUGAUUGGGCGAUAUUCGGCAGGCUGACAGAGCACAAUGAGACAAUCUUGUUCAAAGAGAAGUUUUUAGACUGGACCGAAGCAAAGUCGCCAACACUAAAGGAGCGUGGCGAACUCGCACCUGACCAGAAGGAGGCCCCGGGACGGGAAUGCCGGCCCUACGACACUACCCUGAUGCUGCCCGUCCUCCAGUCGUCUAUUUCCACCAUCUUGGAUGGUGUGAAUGUGGGACGUGGCCACGGCCCAGUGGAGACCGAGGAUCACAUGAGGACUCAAAAGAUCAGCACGGUGUCGGUGGACGUCUGGCACAUCCUGGAGUUCGACUACAGCCGCCUGCCACGCCAGAGCAUUGGCCAGUUCCACGAGGGAGACGCCUACGUGGUCAAGUGGAAGUACACGGUCAAUACCUCAGUUGGUCGCAGGCAGAACCCUGAGGCAAGGAGCAGCGGGCCGGGAAAGGAGAAAUGCUGCUACUUCUUCUGGCAGGGUCGACACUCCACAGUCAGCGAGAAGGGAACGUCAGCGCUGAUGACAGUGGAGCUGGACGAGGAGAGAGGGGCGCAGGUUCAAGUGCAGCAGGGAAAGGAGCCUCCAUGUUUCCUGCAGUGCUUCAAUGGAGCAAUGAUUGUCCAUGCUGGCAAGAGGGAGGAGGAGGAGGAGAACAUUCAGAGUGAGUGGCGUCUGUACUGCGUGCGGGGCGAGGUUCCGCUGGAAGGCCACCUGCUGGAGGUGGCGUGUCACUGCAGCAGCCUGCGCUCCAGAGCCUCGAUGAUCCUGCUGAACAUCAACAAGGCCAUCAUCUACCUAUGGCACGGCUGCAAGACACAGCUCCACACGCGCAGCGUGGGGAAGACAGCCGCCCUCAAGAUCAAAGAACAGUGUCCACUGGAGGCAGGGCUCCACAGCAGCAGUAAGGUGACCAUCCAUGAGUGUGAUGAGGGAGCAGAGCCUCCGGGCUUCUGGGAGGCACUCGGGAGGAAAGACAGAAAGGCCUACGACUGUAUGCUGCAAGACCCAGGUAAAUUCAACUUCACCCCACGACUUUUCCAGCUGAGCAGCACAUCUGGAGAUUUUGCAGCAAAUGAGUUCUUCCACCCAUCCAGAGCUCCAGACCUGGUCAGCUCCCUGCCCUUCCUGCAGGAAGACCUGUACAACGCUCCGCAACAACCUGCUUUGUUCCUGGUGGAUAACUUCCACGAGGUUUACCUGUGGCAGGGCUGGUGGCCUCAGGACAGUGAGAGCACCGGGUCGGCUCGCAUCCGCUGGGAUGCAGACAGGAAGUGUGCCAUGGAGACGGUGCUGCAGUACUGCAAAGAGAAGAACGAGAAGAAACCUCAGAAGUCGUAUCUGAUCCACGCCGGCCUGGAGCCACUCACCUUCACCAACAUGUUUCCCAGCUGGGAGCACCGAGAGGAUGUGGCUGAGAUCACCGAAAGGGAGGCAGAGGUGUGUAACCAGAUCAUCCUGGUGGAGGACGUGUUGGCGCGGCUCUGUCAGAACAUAUUUCCUCUGGAACAGCUGCAGGCCCGGCCGCUCCCAGAGGGAGUUGACCCACUCCGCCUCGAGAUCUACCUCUCUGAACAGGACUUUGAGAAGGCUUUGGAGAUGAAGAGAGAGGAAUAUGAAGGUUUACCAGGGUGGAAGCAAGUGAAUUUAAAGAAGGCCAAAGGACUGUUUUGAGGAAGUUUUUAAAUGGAAGACGGAAGGCGGAUAAAAAGUAGACCGUUGAGAUGGAGACACAGGAAAUGUCACAUACCUGUGAAACUUGUUUUGGUGGUAAGAUGCGAGGACAUCAAGAUAGAAAGUAUCAGAAUUAGAAGAAAACAUACAUGAAGGAUGAGACUGCCGAUCCACUCGCCUUGCUUAUGGUCAUGCUUUACCUUUCAACUUUUAUUACGUAACAAAAUGAAAUUCAAAGCGGGAGAAGGUUAAACACCGUGCUUUGGUUCACACAUGGUAUUUAUGCGUAUUUGGAGUUUUCUCCAAACAUCUAAAGUCACCACUCGUGGACCUAACGGAUGAAAAUGUGCACACUAGAACGCUCAGUGUCAGAGUGCCAUGCUAUGGUAAUGUACGUAUGUGUGAAUGAUUGUAUGUAAUGUAUGUGUGUAAUGUUUAUUUGUAUAAAUGUGUGUGUAUCUAUGUAAAAACAUAUCCGGUCACAUCAGAUGUUGUUAUGAAAGUCGUCAUUCUAUUUGUUGUCUACAGUGUCUGGAUGCUGUCAGGCCACGUGACGCUCAGUUAUGUUAAACUGCUCAAGUGGUUUUGGACUAACUGAGAUGUAAGAGUUGUAAUUUUUAAGGUUUGACCUGUACGAGAAAGAGAAACAGCAGCUUUUUUAAAUCUGAAUGUAUAGUGCCUUGCUUUUUGUGUACAGUUUAUAUACAGAAAUCAUAGUCUGCAUUUUUAAAGACUUUCUUUGUGAUAUAAGACAUAGUAAAUUAAAUUACAAUAAUGUUCAACUCAA